This is a messenger RNA of Rhodamnia argentea, 2337 nucleotides long. RefSeq names its product pentatricopeptide repeat-containing protein At3g22470, mitochondrial-like. The record is from RefSeq and is a predicted model, not a curated record. NCBI's taxonomy places the organism in Eukaryota, Viridiplantae, Streptophyta, Magnoliopsida, Myrtales, Myrtaceae. Bases 215 to 2296 code for a protein of 693 amino acids. The transcript has 2 exons. Gene Ontology annotation, molecular function: protein binding.
UUUGCAAACAAAAUCCUGAAAAAGACGCCCCUCUCUCUCUGUCUCUCUCUUUCUCUUGCCUCGCGACUCUCUUUCCCUCGAGCUCUCUCGCCGGACGCCGCUUUUCCUGCGCCCCUCGAGACGCCGCUUUCUCUCCGUCACGCACGCCGUCGCGCUCGUCUCUCUUCUCAGGCCGGCAUUCUUCAAGCUCUUCAGUUUUCAGAUUCGUCAGCCGAUGAAGAAAACGUGUCUUUAUGGUGCUUCCAUCUUCCUUCUUCGUGCUCCAGUUGCGAUCUCCAGCCAGUCAUCCCAUUCCCGUCUCUAUCUCCCUCAUCUUUCUUGUGUCCCUUUCUCAUUACGCAGUCAUUGGAGGUUUUGUUCAAUGCCAAACCCUAAUUUAGAUGACUUGAACCAGCUCUUGAGUUAUGUGAGGAAAAAUUGCAGAAAUGGUGGUGUGUUCACGAGUGUCGAUGAUGCCCUGCGUUGCUUCGGUAAAAUGAUAGAUGCGAGUCCUUUGCCUUCCGCCAGGGAUUUUAGUCUACUGUUGGGUGCUACGAUGAGGAUGAAGCAAUACUCGACCGCGAUCCGGUUGAUUGAGCAGCUGCGCUCCUUGGGGAUUGAAGAUGAUCAUGUUUUGCUGAAUAUUUCCCUAAAUUGCUUUUGCUGGUUAAACCGGGUUGAUUUGGGUUUGUCUAUCCUGGGUAGGAUCUUCAAGAUAGGGUUUCACAUUGAUGUGGUGGCAUUGAGCACCCUAAUUGAUGGUCUCCUUAUUAAAGGCAAAAUUAAUCCGGCACCGAGCUUCCUCGAUGAUAUGGUUCUAAAUGGCCCAAGCACUGAUGAGACCACGUAUGCAAUAAUCGCAAAGGGGUUAUGCAGGGCGGGUAACACCAAAUUGGCGAUGGAGUUGCUAAGGCACUGGGAAGAGAGAAGCUGCAGUAUCAAUUCCUUCACGUACAGCAUUGUAAUUGAUAGUAUUUGCAAGGAGGGAUUGAUCAUAGAGGCGUUGAGACUCCACGAAAGUAUGAGCAAGAAAGGUGUCAAACCAGAUGUUGUUAUUUAUAACAGCUUGAUCCAUGGUCUGUGCAAUGUAGGUCAGGUGGAAGAUGCUCUCGUAUUGUUGAAAGAGAUGACCAGUAGAGGUAUCCAACCCGACAUAUUCACUUAUAACUCCUUGGUUUAUUGCUUUUGCAACCUAGGCCAAUGGAAAGAUGCUACAGUCUUUUUGGAGAAGAUGAUGAAGGCAGGAAUUGAACCGAGCGUUGUUACCUAUACCUCCAUCAUUCAAGGAGCUUGCAAUUCCGGCCAAUUGAAAGAGGCUGGAAGACUGCUGAGUGAUAUGGUGCAAAGAAGAGUAAUGCCGAAUGUACAAACCUUCACUAUUCUGGUGGAUGCACAUUGUAAGGAGGGAAUGCUUGUAGAGGCAGAGAACAUAGUCGACCAGAUGAUUCAAUUAGGUAAAAUGCCUGAUAGUUUCACUUAUAAUACAUUGAUAAACGGUUAUUGUCUGCAAAAUAGAAUGAACAAUGCUAUGGAAGUGCUUAAUUUGAUGGUUGAAAGAGGCUGCUCACCUGAUGUUGUUUCUUACUCCAUAUUGAUUAAUGGAUACUGCAAAGCGAGAAAAGUUGACAAGUCAAAGAUGCUAUUGGGAGAAAUGCUGCAAAGGGACUUGAUUCCUGACGCCAUCACGUACAACACACUCAUAAAUGGAUUUUGCCAGGUUGGCAACCUUCAAGCCGCGGAGGAGCUAAUUAAUGAUAUGCAAUCUCGUGAUCUCUCUCUAGAUCAUUAUACAUUGAAUGCUUUCCUGGAUGGCUUCUGUAAAAUGCAGCAGAUUGACAAGGCCAUGAUAUUGUUUCGAAAGAUGGAAGGUUCCAAAUUCAUCCCUAACAUUGUGGCUUACAAUAUCCUAAUAGGUGGCAUGUGUAAUGACGGAAAGCUUGAUGAUGCAAAGGGGCUGUUUAAUUGUUUGCUUGCUCAAGGCUUGCAACCUAGCGUGUGGACGUAUAACAUUCUCAUGCGUGGGUUGUGCAAAGGAGGAUGCGCAGAGGAAGCAUAUCAGCUCCUAAAGGAGAUGGAAGGAAAUGGAUGCUUUCCAGAUGGGAUUACUUAUAACACAAUAAUCCAAGGACUACUAAGAAAUAAGGGAAAUACGAGAGCAGUGCAACUUGUCGGUGAAAUGGUUGAAAGGGGUUUUUCUGCCGAUGUGGUGACGAUGGAGUUGUGGGUUAAAUAUCUCGUGACAAAUGGAACUUCUUUCUUUUCCAGUAGAGCUCUCCAUUGUCCCGGAGAUCUAUCCACUUUUUCAUCUGAAAUGUGAUGAAGAGUAAAUUAGAUUCACGGCAAGUUUUCUUCCAAACA